Molecule: messenger RNA, 405 nt
Organism: Puccinia graminis f. sp. tritici CRL 75-36-700-3
Lineage: Eukaryota; Fungi; Basidiomycota; Pucciniomycetes; Pucciniales; Pucciniaceae
Exons: 2
Coding region: 1-405 (134 amino acids)
Source: RefSeq, a predicted model, not a curated record
AUGAAUUCCUCUAUUAAUUUUAGGGUCUUAGGUAAUCGACUCCCAAAAAUUGGAGGAUCGACUCCCAAACGUCGAGGACGUCCUGAGGACCGUCUGCGGACCGUCCUGGGACGUCCAAAUCCCCUAUUUUUUUUCACCCGAAAGUUUGGGAGUCAAUCCUCUAAAACCUCGAACCUCCAAAACCCCGCGGGUGUGUGGGAGUCGGAGCCCCAAUUUCGACUCCAGCCUAGCAAGACCCCUGCGCAGUCGUUUGGGAGUCGGCACUCCAAAAACGACUGCGGACGGGAGUCGGCACUCCAACAGCGCCCCCAGACACAGGCACAAAACCGCGCAGCCGGCAGGGAGUUGACCCUCCAAAACCGGCUGCGCAGCAGGGAGUUGGUGCUCCCAAUAGGGCAUAAAUAA